AUGGCACCUCUGUAUGCGCUUCUGAGCGCCCUUCUCCUUCCAUCCUUGGGCCACAGCCACCUCUGCCACGAUGAGUUUUGCCGCGCCGCUGCUGAAGCGCAGGCUGCCAGCAUCCUCCAGAAGGAUAGCCGUCUGCAGCGGCUCGGCGCAGAGCCGCCAGAUUCCACGGCCGAGGGAUUGGACCAAACUGCUGUGGACCCUUCGCCUCCGAGCAAACGCUGGUACUGGAUCACCUUCCUUGCGGUGGUCACCCUUGGCGCCUUGACGAAUCUGUGGCCCAGCGGAUUCCUCCUCAGGCUCUUUCCAUCCUUGGCAUCGUCGAGAGGCGAGGCAAAGAGCCAUGACACCAUCACAGAGACAGCCCGCAGCGACAGCCAGUCCUCCGAUCUGCUGACGGAGAAUAGCCACCUCCUGGACCGUAGCUCGGAUCCGGAACCGGCUGAGAGCCUGCUGGCGCUGCUGCCAGACGGCAAUGAUGUCGCGAUCUGCCGCGAUGGAGUGGAUGCUCAGCCAACAACGUACGCGGAGCUUCGGCAGCAGCUCGAGGAUCAAAGCUUCGCGUCCUUCUUCCGCCGUGACGAUCGCGUGGCCCUGGUGCUGGAGAAUGGAAAAGAGAUGGCGACGUGCUUGCUGGCCGUUAUGCACCGUGCCUGCGCGGUGCCCUUGAACCCGACGUUCACAGAGGCAGAGCUCAUUCAGAGCUUCGAACAGCUGCGUGUGACCGUGGUGAUCACGACAGCAGGGCAAAGUGGCAUGGCAGCGCGUCAGGGUGCCGAGCAGCUCCGGCUGCGAACUCUAACCCUGGAGAAG
Molecule: messenger RNA, 810 nt
Organism: Symbiodinium sp. CCMP2456
Lineage: Eukaryota; Dinophyceae; Suessiales; Symbiodiniaceae
Source: the annotation of a GenBank genome assembly